Medioppia subpectinata is the source of this 951-nucleotide messenger RNA. Lineage: Eukaryota; Metazoa; Arthropoda; Arachnida; Sarcoptiformes; Oppiidae. The record is from the annotation of a GenBank genome assembly.
UUCGACGAUGAAUACUCCACCCUGUUCAAAUAUAUCUCUACGGCUUUAUCGCACGACAUAAACAACAAAUAUAUUCUCUACGAAUAUAUACCGAUUUUGCGUCCCUUUAUGUCCGACCCGUUGACCAAAUUUCGUCAUAAUUUUAAGAAAUGUUUCGAUUAUACGCUAAACGUAUUGAAAACACACGAAAACACUUACGAUGAAAGCGUUUGCCGAGAUUUUUGCGAUUUGUUUAUCGCAGCUAAACGUAAGGCAGAGGCCGAAUGUCGGCCUGGCGUCCAGUGGCUAACAGAUGUUAACGUAUCGGCCACGUUGAUUGACUUGUUUAUAGCGGGUAUCGAGACAUCAUUUACAACAAUCCAAUGGUUGCUAUUAUUUAUGGACUAUUUUGAGGACUGGCAGCAAAAACUUAGGGUAGAGGUCGAUGAGGUGUUGGGCGAUAGAGUGGCCACAAUGCAAGACAGACCGCGUAUGCAUUGCGUGCAGGCAUUUCUCGCAGAGUCCCUACGCUAUCGCACCGCCGCCCCAAUCGGCUCUCCGCGGAACACACUUUUGGACACUACUAUCGCCAGCCAAACAAUGGUUGUGCAGCACACAUACAAUAUGUCUAUGAAUGAGAAAUACUGGCCGCGAAGUAGUGAUUUUGAUCCGGGUCGUUUUCUGGACAAACAUGAUGACGUGAACACAAUCAGCUCCAUAGACAUCGCUCCGUGCGCUGCCGAGCCCUGCGCUUUCAAACGGGGCACCACUGUCGCCGUCACCGGACUAUUCACACCGUCGAGCGCCGCGCAGUCGUGUCGUAUGGAAAUGAAGGCAGAGUUGGGCGGUUGGUAUCCCAUUGUGGACGAGUCGGUGUGUCCGCAAUUCCUCGACUGUCCCCUCACUCCCGGAGCCGUCAAUACACUUAACUAUAAGAUUCUGGUCGACGACGCGUUGCCAGCCGUGAGUUAA